Rhizoctonia solani is the source of this 636-nucleotide messenger RNA. RefSeq lists its product as uncharacterized. NCBI's taxonomy places the organism in Eukaryota, Fungi, Basidiomycota, Agaricomycetes, Cantharellales, Ceratobasidiaceae. The transcript has a single exon. Bases 1 to 636 code for a protein of 211 amino acids. The record is from RefSeq and is a predicted model, not a curated record.
AUGGCAAACCUCUCGCGCUACCCCAAGGGCCCGAUUAAUAAGCUCAAUAACCCAUAUAACAACAAAUCGCCUUAUUAUCCACACUAUAAGCAUUACGAUCCACUUGAUACAAGUCCUCGCGCUAAUAUGCUUGGCCUGAAACUGGAAGGCGAUGGUAGCAAUUCGUCUCUAAAAAUAUAUGAGCCUACUCCCCGCCAACUGCCAAGUGCUGGAGCUCUUCCGGUUUUCAUGAACACCUGGGAUCAUCUAACUGACUCCAAGUCUACCAGUCAGGCGAGUGAGGCCGAGCAGGGCGCUGGCUCUCGAUUAUCGCCGGAUUCAUUGUCCCCUUGGAACCGUCCGAGCCACUUUUUCAAACCACCAAGUAUUACCAUAACCUCGGUAGAUACGGAUACGGAGACCGAUGGCACUUCAGUCUCCAGUGACUCGCUCAUAAGCCCCUCCUUGGCACUCUCAUAUCCUCAACACGACAGAAGUUCGUCUAGACUCGCUGAAAUCACCAAUGAACAAGCCGAUGAUAUUGUUGGACCGUCAUCUGAGAACGUAGCUCUCGAUUGGGUUCACCAUACCACAGCUACUGAAUCUGUACGUGUGUCAUCGUUAGUAUCCCUCGAGGAGGCCGGUAAUGAAGCGUAG